Messenger RNA from Hipposideros armiger (great roundleaf bat), 950 nucleotides. It is a transcript of the gene CUNH19orf85, whose product is annotated as chromosome unknown C19orf85 homolog. The transcript has 2 exons. Lineage: Eukaryota; Metazoa; Chordata; Mammalia; Chiroptera; Hipposideridae. Bases 35 to 649 code for a protein of 204 amino acids. The record is from RefSeq and is a predicted model, not a curated record.
UAUUGUGGAAAGUUACCCCUGGGGCACCUCAGACAUGCACCCUGGGGCCCCCGCAGCCCCUGGAGUAUCUGAACCCAGCCCCCGGGAACUGUGUGCCUUCGUAAGUGGGGCGGCUGCCCACAUGCUGCGCGCCCUGCACCCCCGACGGACAAGACCCACCAAAAGGAAGCCCAACCACAGGAGGUUCUUACACAACCAGAUCUGCAGGCAGUUUGCCAAGAUUGAGGCUGCCACCCAGGGCCUAGCCCUGUCCAUCCUGUCCCAGGAGGCGCCUCCCCAAAGACCACCACCCCAAAGGCCGCCCCUGCCGCCUCCAUCCCCCUUCCUGGGAGUGGCUCGUGCUGUGGCCCCCACAGAGGUACCCCAUGCCAGCCCCAGCUUGAGCCCCACUGCGCUGGAUGCCUCCACCCUCGACCUCUUUGAUGACAUUGCACUCACCCCAGAGCAUCCCUCAGUGCCAUAUGACCUGUCUCAGCUGGCCCUCAGGCAAGCCCCACAUUUCUAUGAUCCCUUGCCCUUGACCCCAUAUGCCUUGGGAGGAGGAGACAAACUCUUGGCUCCCAAGGAGGACUGGGUGAGCAGAUGGGAGGUGCCUUGUGCCUGCCAUUCUCACAGGAUCCCUGAGGGCUGUGAAACCUGCCCCCCAUGAUGCCCAAUCACAACCCAGCCCAGGUGCUGGGACAAACCAGAGGCCCCCCUAUGACAGCUCUGCAGACCCCCCCAGGAUGCCCCUGUUCCCUCCUGGUAACCCCUAGGAAAAUGACCCAGACUCCCAGCCUAGACCACAGCCUCACCUCUGCCUCUUCCAGGGGACCCCCUCGCUCUCUCUUUCCCCCACCUUCUCCCUUCUACCUACCCAGCCCCAUCACUUCAGAGUCUUUACUCUAGCCCCCUCUCACCUUGGUUCAUCUAUGCCUAAUGUCUGGUCUGGUCUCAUUUAUUCCCAAAGA